Messenger RNA from Umbelopsis ramanniana AG, 282 nucleotides. RefSeq lists its product as uncharacterized. The transcript has a single exon. The record is from RefSeq and is a predicted model, not a curated record. The annotation marks the transcript as partial. NCBI's taxonomy places the organism in Eukaryota, Fungi, Mucoromycota, Umbelopsidomycetes, Umbelopsidales, Umbelopsidaceae.
AAGGGUCCAUGGACGGAAGAGGAAGACAGGCUACUCAGAGAAGGAGUAACUAAAUUUCCAAAAAAACAAUGGAGCAAGAUUGCCGAUAUGAUUGUUGGUAGAACAGAUGAUCAAUGUGCAAAACGAUGGCGAGAAAGUUUAGAUCCUAAUAUCGACCGAUCAAGCUGGACUGAAGAAGAGGAUGGCCUUUUAUUACGGAAGUAUGAUGAGUACGGUACACAGUGGCAGAAAAUUGCUUUAUUCUUUCCUGGACGGCCUGGUCUACAUUGUCGCAACCGAUGG